AUGCUUGCACACACCAAGGAACCCCGGGCGAUCAUCAUUGGAUGUGGCGUGGCCGGGAUCGCGCUGUCAGCUCGUCUGAAGAAAGACCUGAACUUUGACAAUUUCAUCGUGUAUGAACGUGAACGCGAUAUCGGUGGUACAUGGUUCCUCAACACAUACCCCGGAGUUGGCUGCGACGUCGACUCCCACCUGUAUUCCUUUUCCUUCAACCCCAACCCAGAUUGGUCGAAACGGUUCGCCGAGCAGCCCGAGAUACUCGAGUAUCUCAACAGUACCGUCGACCGGUUUGGGAUCCGGCCUCAUGUGCGCUGUGGGAUCGAGGUCAUCGAGGCUCGCUGGGACGAGGCCCGCUCCCUGUGGCGGGUGAACCUGCGUGACCUGCAGACCUCGCACACCUUCUGGCGCGAGGCGGAAAUACUGGUCUCGUGUGUUGGAACUAUUUCGAUCCCCAAGGACUGCGACAUACCCAACCACGAAUCCUUUGCUGGUGCCAUCUGGCAUUCGGCGCGGUGGAACCACAACUACGACCUUCGGGGGAAAACCGUGGCAGUUGUUGGCAAUGGAUGUUCCGCAGCCCAACUCGUGCCCCAUGUGGUGAGAGACGCGAAGCAGGUCUAUCAGUUCCAGCGAUCGCCCCAGUGGGUGACGAGCCGAGAAAACCGCCAGUUCACCGGAUAUGAAAAGUGGUGUUUUCGACAUGCUCCUUUGCUCGGUCGCCUGUACCGCUUCAAGCUGUGGAAGGACACCGACGCGUUGCACACGCUAUACAUGUCCGAGUCCCAAACCUUCGUGUCUCAGCGCGAGAAGGCCACCAAGGGCGCAGUCGAGUAUAUCAAACAGAAGUCGCCCCCAAAAUACCACGACGUGCUGGUCCCUAAGUUCCCCCUCGGCUGCAAACGCCGAAUCUUCGACCCCGGCUAUCUGGAGUGCCUCUACCAAGACAACAUCGAGCUCACCACGGAGCCCAUCGUGGAGUUCUUCGCGCACGGCCUCCGCACCCCGCAGCGCGACAUCCCCGUGGACGCCGUCAUCCUCAGCACGGGCUUCCAGAUCCAACAGUUCCUCUCGCCGAUCACCGUCCACGGCCGCCACGGCACGCUCAACGAGCACUGGAAGAGCACCCGAGGCGCGCAAGCAUACAAAGGGUCCCUGGUGACCGGGUUCCCCAAUUUCGGGAUCGUGUUCGGGCCGAACGCGUUCCCCGCCCACAACUCGGUCAUCUAUACCAACGAGGUGCAGGCCGAGUACCUGAUCAAGACGAUCUUCCGCCCGAUUCUCUCUGGCCACUUUGCCGCGAUUGACGUCAAGGAGGCGGCGGAGCUGCGGGACGCCAAUACCGUGCAGGCGAAGCUGCAGACGAUGGUCUGGUCGGCGGGUUGUUCGAACUGGAACCUGGAUGCGAAUGGCCGCAAUACGACCAACUACCCCGACCACACGUGGAAGUUCUGGGGUCGGCUGUAUUGGCCGAGGUGGGAGGAUUUUGAUAUCACAGGCGACACGGGCCGCAGACCCGUGAGCCUCUGA
Messenger RNA from Aspergillus bombycis, 1524 nucleotides. RefSeq names its product flavin-containing monooxygenase. Lineage: Eukaryota; Fungi; Ascomycota; Eurotiomycetes; Eurotiales; Aspergillaceae. The record is from RefSeq and is a predicted model, not a curated record. Gene Ontology annotation, molecular function: flavin adenine dinucleotide binding; N,N-dimethylaniline monooxygenase activity; NADP binding. The coding region runs from base 1 to 1524 and encodes 507 amino acids. The transcript has a single exon.